ACGAAGUUACAAGAGUAUUGGGGUGCUACUGUCAAUUUUAGACUUAAAAAGAUUAGAGAGGCUAAAGAAACAAACGAAAUAAUAAAUGAAUGGGCUAGUUAUAGAUUACCCCUUGGAUAUAAACUCGUGGAUAUUGACUUUAAACAACUUAUCAAAUAUAAUAGUAUGAUGGUCGAUUCAUUUGAUGAUUCUUACCAAGAUAUUAUGAAUAUUAUAGAAAAACACAAUAAAGACCGAGAUAGCAAAAUACUUGUAGAACAGCUUUCUCAAAGAUCAGACAUUUGUCAAAGUGGAAAAAAUACAGCAUUCUUCUAUCUAUUAAGCUCGCUUUUCGUGCCAACGUCGAGAAAAGUGACGAGAGAUGAAAAUGGAAAAAAAAAUAUCAUUAAAUAUUCUAUAAAGGACUCUCAAAAUUCAUUAAUUAGUUUCCACGAGACAGUUGACCAAGCUGAAGCUUAUAUCGCAUUACUACAAAGUAGAAAUCAGCCAAUACAACCAUUCAUUUUAAUUAUUGGCACGAUUUUAAAACCACGAGAUAUAUUAUUAUAUUUUGAUGCCAUCAAAAUACCCACUUCCAUCAUGCGCUGUCUGGACAUUUAUUCAACAAUAUUACUACAAAUUAUUUUUAAAGAACGACUACUCCCAUCAAACAGUAAAACAAGUGCUACAUGAUCUCAACAAAAUAGUAAAAUAAUAUUAUUAUAUUAAUAUUAUAUUGAAAAAUCCUUUUAUUUUUUCACUUUAUAUUUUUCUUCUUUUCAUUUGUAUUAAUUAUUUGUAAAUUAUUAAUUUUUAUUUGAUUAUUUAAAAUUAAUUUUACAUCCAAUGUAUAAAGUUUAUACUAUAAACAGAUUGUAAGCUUUCUUAAAAUUCAUUAAAAAUAAAAGGUGAUAAAUACGCCGUUUCAGUUUAUAUUCCAUAUGUCUAUUUAAAUACACAUGUGUAAAGGUUUUAUUUAUAAUUUACUAUUGAAAAAUUAAAAGUUGUUCAUUAAAUUAUUUUUAAUAUUAUAAAUACUACACAAUAUAUAUAUUAAAUAACGUGUUUAUUUAAGUAAAUUAUUACCAUAAUUAAGAUUAAAUUUAUAAUUUAAUAUGGGAUUU
Molecule: messenger RNA, 1103 nt
Organism: Daktulosphaira vitifoliae (grape phylloxera)
Lineage: Eukaryota; Metazoa; Arthropoda; Insecta; Hemiptera; Phylloxeridae
Exons: 4
Coding region: 166-672 (168 amino acids)
Source: RefSeq, a predicted model, not a curated record